UGAACAUGGAAACUCCAGAGAAGAACCCAGCCAGCUCUAUACCAAACAGACCGAGGGUGACCGCCAGUGCCACCACCAACCUGAAGCAAAGAGAGACAUAUUAGAGGGGACGCUGGCAUCGUGGAGCAGGCAUGGCAGAAGAGGAGUUACAAACCUUUACCUCUAUCAUGGACGCAUUGGUUCGCAUUAGCUCCAACAUGAAGAGCAUGGAGAAGGAGCUGCAUUGCCCCGUGUGCGAUGAGAUGGUGAAGCAGCCCAUCCUCCUGCCGUGCCAGCACAGUGUGUGUCUGCUGUGCGCCGCCGAGGUGUUGGUACAGAGAGGUUACCCUCCCCCGGACCUCCCUCCAGAGCCCAACUCACCGGCCUCCACGCCCAACACUCGCUCCCCGCGUCAGACCAGAAGACCGGCGCCCCGGACCCCUGACCGCCUGGAACGGGUCCUCAGAACAGUGUGCGGGACAUAUCCAGGGCGGAGGCGGAAAGAUGUGGCCCAUCCCCCCAUGUUGUUCCCAUGUCCUUCCUGUCAGGAGGAUGUGGAGCUCGGAGAGAAAGGCCUGACAGACUGCCUUCGCAACCUGACACUGGAGCGGAUUGUGGAGAGGUACAGGCACACAGUGAGCCUGGGCAGCGUAGCCAUCAUGUGUGGCUUCUGUAAGCCUCCUCAGUCUCUGGAGGCCACCAAGGGCUGCGCUGACUGCAAGUCCAACUUCUGCAACGAGUGUUUCAAACUCUACCACCCCUGGGGAACCCCUCGAGCUCAGCACGAACACAUUCUGCCAACGAACAACUUCCGGCCAAAGGUCCUAACGUGCACAGAGCACGAGCAGGAGAGACUGCAGUGGUACUGCCGUAACUGCCAGAGGUUGCUGUGCCCACUUUGUAAACUCCGUCGGGUCCACCACGGACACAAAGUGUUGCCUAUUGCACAGGCCUACCAGGCCCUCAAGGACAAGGUCACCAAGGAAAUGAACUUCAUCCUGGCCAACCAGGAGACAAUACAGAGUCAGAUCUGUCAGCUGGAAGAUGCCAUCAAGCAGAUGGAGGCGAACAGCGCAGUGGCCCUGCAUCAUCUGACCCACUGCAUCCGAGAGCUGGGAGCGGCGGUAGCCGAGCGUCAGGGCGCGCUGACUCUGGCCCUGGAGGGAUCCCGCAGCAGGAGGGAGGAGGCCCUGUCCACCCAGGUGUCAGAGAGGCGAGGCCUGAUGGAGCACGCGGGCCUGAUGGCCUACACACAGGAGCUGCUGAAGGAGACGGACGCACCCUGCUUUGUACAGGCUGCCAGGGUCACUCAUGCCAGGCUGGUGAAGGCCAUAGAACACCUCCAGUGUUUCACUCUCUCUGCUGAUCCCUCCUUCAGACAUUUUCACCUCGACGCAACCAAAGAAGUCAAGUCAAUCCAAGGGUUGGCGUUCAUACGUGCCCCUCUGGCUCCAGUCAUCGACACUCAGAAGACACUCGCGUACGACCAGCUGUUUUUGUGCUGGCGCCUCCCUCAGGACUCGGCCCCAGCUUGGCAUUUCUCCGUUGAAUACCAGCGACGGGCAGGAGGAUCUGCAGCCAUGUGGGGCGGCGUCAGGUCCCCGAAUGCGGCGACAGCGUGGCUGCGUCUGGAUGAAGUGAGGGGAACCAGCGCUGUUGUUGACCGGCUGCAGAUAGACAGUGUGUACGUGCUCCGAGUGAGAGGCUGCAACAAGGCCGGCUAUGGAGAGUACAGUGAAGAAGUUUACCUCCACACUCCACCAGCGCCUGUGUUGAGUUUCUCCUUGGACUCACGCUGGGGGCUGCACUCCGACAGGCUGGCGUUGGGUAAAGGCCAAACGUACGCCCGCAGCGUGCCAGGCAUCUCCCUCCUGCAGGCCGCCGACCGCACACUCACAUCCUGCCACCUGACCUCUGACCUGCUGGUGGCGGACGUGGCUGUCACUCAGGGUAAACACUACUGGGCGUGCUCUGUGGAGCCUGGCUCCUACCUGGUGAAGGUGGGAGUAGGGCAGGAGACUAAGCUACAAGAAUGGUUUCAUCUCCCUCAGGACAUGGCCAGCCCUCGGUGCGACCCGGACAGCGGCCAUGACAGUGGGGCGGAGGAUGGCCAGGACUCCCCUCCCUUCUACUUCCUCACAAUGGGCAUGGGCAAGAUCCUGCUUCCUCAAGGACACGGCCACAGUCAGAGCCAGGCAGACAGCCACAGCCAGGGAGGAGUCCACUCCCACAGUAGCAGCCAUAGCAACAUGCCUCACGCUCACACUGCUCCUUUGCCACCCCGACUAGGAGUGUGUCUGGACUGCGACAAAGGACGCGUCACCUUCUGUGAUGCCCACUCGCUGCGGAUCAUCUGGGAGGGACAUGUGGAUUGCUCAGCUCCGGUGUGUCCGGCCUUCUGCUUCAUCGGCGGAGGGGCCCUGCAGCUGCAGGACCUCGUGGCCAAUAGGAGCAUCGAGGAGCUGCCGCCACGGAGGGUGACUAUCCAGACACGUGCGACAAAUCUCAGCAAAUAAAGUGCGGAGAGACGGCGGUUCACUUAGUGUUCAAGGUUACUCUCAUGUCUGUAGAGUUAAAGGUGGUUUAUAUUCACCAGUUAUUGUGAGUUGAUAAUUAAUUGCCUUGAUCCUGUUGACUUUAAUACUUGAUAUAACUGUAACUGCGAAAUCUGGUUACGCUUUUCCUUUAUAAUGUGAUUCUUGAGAUCUGACUUAUUUUGCAUUUGCACUUGGCCUGAAAAUAUUGACUCUCUUUUGGCUUCAUUUAUUGAAUAUUUUUUCCUGCUUUCUUUCUCCUCAACUUUGCAAUGCUCCUAUUGACUUUGUGGCUGAAGUGAUUUUUAGACUAUGCAGAAAUCUGUUGUGAGGGUGAGCUAAACUACGGAAGCCCUAAAUGGUCAUGGGACAAACAUAUACGUUCCUUUGUUGUCCUGUGGUAAAAUGUACAAUUGUAUUUGUUUUCUCGGGAUCACAAGUUAUUUAUGUCAAGUUAUUAAAACAAACUGUUUUUCCGGAGAUAAUGAGAUCAUUUUCUUGAGAUCUCAAGGAUGCGCACGUAUGUCAUUAUCACAAGAUAACAAAUCUUGUUUUCCCGAGAUAAUAAGAUAAUUUAACUUGAGUGUAUGACUUUAUAAGAUUCAUAAGAGUGGACCAUUACACACACAGUUUUCUGUGGGCUGAGUUUUGGGAGUCUCAAAGCAAAAAACAUAAACUUUUUAUGAUUUUCUUGCCAUUAUUAAUGGGUACUCCUUAAUUUGACACUUUCAGCGUAAAUCAGUCACUACACAUGCAGGCACGCCACUGCUGAUGUGAUAAGAGGGAACAACCUUUUGUUUUCUUGUGAUAACAGAUUAGUUUAUCUCAUUAUCUCAGGAUAACAAAGCUCAUUUUCUUAAGAUCUCAAGAAAAUGAUAUCGGCAAACCAACACUUGCUGUCCCGUGAUUAUGACAUAGAUAACUUGUGCUAUAUUGACAAAACAAUCAAAUUUAACUUGUUUUCACAGGGAAAUGGAGGAAAUAAUACGUUCCACGCAUGAUCUUUUAGGGCUUCCAUACUAAACAACUCUAUUACAGGUAAAAAAAAUAAAAAAUCUGUUUGCAGCGUAAGAAAAAUCUGCCCUCCCUUUACACUUGUCUUUGUCCCAGAAUGAUCGGACAACAAGGGUUGCAUGCAAGUGUGACUAGGAUUCAUAACUAUAUGCAGUUAACAGACUGUCAUCUUAUAAAAGCACCUCAGAUGUACUGUAUGUCGAAUUUUAUAUCUUUUUAAGUAGCCUCAACAAGUGUUAACGAUGCAUUUAUGAUUCAGAAUAACAGAACGUGUACGGGUGUUGAAUCGUAAGGUCUGCUGGCUCAUGUCAGGAUCACGUGUCUCGGUGUCUCAACAGUCCCACUUGGUAUUUUAUACAGUCGCUGUUUUGCAUUUCAAAAAGGGUUUCGUGUGGCAUUACAACUGGUGAACAUUGCUAACAGUUGCCUCAGUGUUCUCACAUGACAAGAGAAAUCCAAGUAAAAAAAAAAAAAAAAUAAUAAUAAUAAUAAUAAUGUGCUCAUGAUGUUGUUUGACCUGUUAAUACAUUUCAGUGUUUUACAUUAUGACAGAGUUAAACAUGUCAGUGGCCUACUGGUCCGGUAUUAAACUGUGGUGUUUGAGUGAUUUGCACAAACAUAAUAAUGAUGAGAUGUGAACCAGAUAAAGAAGGAUAAUGAGCAAAGGUCUAUUUUAUGAGCUCCGGUUGACUUUAAAUUAGACUUUUUUUUUUUUCCCUAUAUAUCUUCUUUUUUCUAACUGACAAGUGACAGUAGCUGAUUUACUUAUUGAACAAGCUGAUUCACAGUUUUUGUUUGGGGAAUGUAACAUCCCAGUUGUGUAUCAUUUGAAUGCAAGAGAUUGUCUAAAUUGUAAUAUUUUCAAAUCGACAGGCUCAGACUGUAUUUUGAUAUCUGAUAUUCCUGAUGUGUGUUUGUGUGCCUGUGUGAGCUCUGGCUGUGACUUUCAUGCUUUCUGUUGUUGUGUGUGUAUGUGUGUGUGUGUGUGUGUGUGUGUGUGUGUGUGUGUGUGUGUGUGCGUGUGUGCGUGUGUGCGCGUGUGUGCGUGUGCGUGUGUGUGUGUGUGUCUCCUGUCUAGACUCUUGUUACAGCACAGCACUUGAAUGACUUAAGACCGUAGCAUUACAGAAAUCAGAAUCUCUGAAUUUAGAGUUAUCCUUGCUGGCAGAAUGUUUCUAUCAUGUCAUGAGAAAAACAAUA
Molecule: messenger RNA, 4727 nt
Organism: Acanthopagrus latus (yellowfin seabream)
Lineage: Eukaryota; Metazoa; Chordata; Actinopteri; Spariformes; Sparidae
Gene: trim46a
Product: tripartite motif containing 46a
Exons: 13
Coding region: 132-2495 (787 amino acids)
Molecular function (GO): zinc ion binding; protein binding
Source: RefSeq, a predicted model, not a curated record